Messenger RNA from Oryza sativa Japonica Group (Japanese rice), 2074 nucleotides. RefSeq lists its product as uncharacterized. The record is from RefSeq and is a predicted model, not a curated record. Gene Ontology annotation, cellular component: membrane. Lineage: Eukaryota; Viridiplantae; Streptophyta; Magnoliopsida; Poales; Poaceae.
UUGUGGAGAGAGACGGGCGGCGCUGCCAAGUAGGGCAUUCCCGCCAGGUAAAUUCCCGGGCUUUUUUUCUUUUGCUUGCUUCCUUUGCUUGUCUCCUUUGGUUGCGGCGGGAACAAAAAAAGAAAAAAAAAAGAAGCGCACCGCGCAGCCGCGCGCCACCUCCACCUCCACUCGUCCUCCUCCUCCACUCUCGCAAUCUCGCACAUAUGCGAUGCCCGCCAGAAUAAAACCCUCCUGCCCUCUCGCCAAUGGCGGCCGCUGAAGCUACCUCCUGCUCUUCUUCCUCUUCGUCUUCGGCGUAGCUCCAUCCCUGCUGUUGCAUGUAGGAUUCGAUCGAUUCGUGGUGGAGGAGUUGAGCUUGUCAGGUGUUCGUUCUUGGGGAUCGAUGACGCUGGGCAGCGGCGGCAUGGCGGCGGAGGAGGGCGGCGGCAAUGGCGAGGCGGCGGCGAGGGGGGAGAGGUGCGUGGUGGUGGCGGUGGAGGAGACGUGCUGCGCGUGCGCGCAGCUCGUGGUCGGGCCGCCGAACCCGAUGAUGGCGAGGUACGUGUACGCCUUCGUGUUCCUGGCGACCAACCUGCUCGCCUGGACGCUCCGCGACUUCGGCCACCCCGUCCUCGCCGAGCUCCGGCGACUCCGCGGCAGCUGCCAGGGCGCCGGCUACUGCCUCGGCGCCGAGGGCGUCCUCCGCGUCAGCCUCGGCUGCUUCCUGUUCUUCUUCGUGAUGUUCUUGUCGACGGUGAGGACGAGGAAGACGCACGAUCGCCGGAAUUCAUGGCACUCCGAGUGGUGGCCGGCGAAGAUCGUGCUGUGGAUGGGCUUCACCGUCGUCCCCUUCUUCCUCCCCUCGCCUCUCAUCCAGCUCUACGGGAAGAUCGCGCAUUUCGGAGCAGGGGCGUUUCUGGUGAUCCAGCUCGUCAGUGUCACCCGGUUCAUCACCUGGCUGAACGACUGCUGCCGGUCAGAGACCAACCUGAAGAGAUGCCAUAUGCAGGUGCAGGUGGUGUCGAUCGCGGCGUACGUGGGCUCCAUCCUGGGCGUGGUGCUCAUGUACGUGUGGUACGCGCCGCGGCCGUCCUGCAAGCUCAACAUCCUCUUCAUCACCGUCACCCUCGUCCUCGUCCAGAUCAUGACCGGCGUCUCGCUCAGCUCCAAGGUGAAGGCUGGCUACCUGGCGCCUGGGCUGAUGGGGGUCUACAUCGUGUUCCUCUGCUGGACAGCGAUCAGGAGUGAGCCUCACACAGAGAUUUGCAACAAGAAAGCCGAGGUUGCAACGAGUGCAGAUUGGGUUAACAUCGCGAGCUUCGUGAUCGCGGUGAUCGUCAUCGUCACGGCGACAUUCGCUACGGGGAUCGAUUCCAAGUGCCUCCAGUUCAAGAAGGCCGAGAGCGAGCAGCCCGAGGACGACGACAUCCCGUACGGGUUCGGCUUCUUCCACUUCGUGUUCGCCAUGGGCGCCAUGUACUUCGCUAUGCUCUUCGUCGGCUGGAACGCCAAUCAAACCAUGGAGAAGUGGACGAUCGAUGUCGGGUGGGCGAGCACCUGGGUCCGGGUUGUCAACGAAUGGCUCGCGGCGAUCGUGUAUAUAUGGAUGGUGAUUGCUCCAAUUGUCUGGAAGGGAGGGCAGGUCGGCUCAUCGCCAGAGGGCACAUGACACAAGGAGAACAAAUCAGAAUUCAGAAAUGGAGCUUCGUCAGAUGAUGCAGCGAUAAAUACUUGGUCAGCGACAAACACGUACGUAGCUGCAGGCUGCAUGAUCAGGGAGAUGUACAGGAUGAGAAGAACAGUUUUGCUUUCGUUGCAGCUGCUGCAGAGAGGCAUAUGCAAUUGGCAUCCAUUGCCCAUACGAGUGUAGCUAGCUAGCUAAGCUAGAUAUUUGUAUGUUCAGUUUCCUCUCCUGUUACUGGAGAGGGCAAUGCAUCGAAUCAGCAAAGCAUAUUGUCAAAUGACAAACUGCUGCUGAACAUGCAAAAGGGGCAGCAACCCUUGGAAUAUACGCAGACUUCCUGAAACAGUGACUAAUUUCUGUCAUUUGGAAUUUCAGUUCUGAUCUGAAACUGGGUACUCAUUGCCUAUC